Molecule: messenger RNA, 2028 nt
Organism: Dioscorea cayenensis subsp. rotundata (Guinea yam)
Lineage: Eukaryota; Viridiplantae; Streptophyta; Magnoliopsida; Dioscoreales; Dioscoreaceae
Product: G-type lectin S-receptor-like serine/threonine-protein kinase At2g19130
Exons: 2
Coding region: 1-2028 (675 amino acids)
Biological process (GO): protein phosphorylation; recognition of pollen
Molecular function (GO): protein kinase activity; ATP binding
Source: RefSeq, a predicted model, not a curated record
AUGACUCCCAGAAGUACAUUCCUUGCUUUCAUGUUAUCUAUCGUCUCUUUGGCCAUCUGUUCCUCGCAUGGAUCAGACUCCAUCACCAGCAACCAAUCCCUCUCUGGUGACCAGAAGCUUCUCUCCGUAGGUGGUAACUUUGUGCUUGGUUUCUUCACAAAAAAUAAGACCUCUAGCAAAUUCUACAUCGGAAUAUGGUACAAAAGAGUCUCAGAGCUGACCCCUGUCUGGGUGGCCAACAGAGCCACCCCAGUCUCAGACAUCACCAAGUCGCUGCUUCAUAUCUCCAAAGACGGUAACUUAGCUCUUCUAGACCAAUCCAUUAAUUCUCCCGUAUGGUCAACAAACGCCACCAUCCCCUCCAAUUCUUCCACAGUUGCUGUCCUCCAAGACAACGGGAACCUUGUCCUGAGAGAUGCUGUCGACUCUGCUAAUAUAUUCUGGCAGAGUUUUGACAACCCAACUCAUAUGUGGCUUCCUGGAAUCAAGAUCAAUUUCAAUAAAAUAACUAAAGUAAGCCGGAGAAUCAUUUCAUGGAAGAACUCUGAGGACCCAGCUCUAGGAUUAUUCUCCAACUCGAAUCUGGAAGAUACCCAGAACGUGCUCCAGUGGAACAUGAGCAAGAUCUACUGGACUUCAGGGCCAUGGAAUGGUCGCAUAUUCAUAAACUUGCCAGAGAUGACAUCACAAUACCUGUUCAAACUUACCUUUGUUAAUACCUCUGAAGAGAGCUACUUCACCUUUUCCCUCCUCGACAACACCACCACUCCUUACGUAGCUUAUGUGAUGGAUGUCUCGGGCCAGAUGAAGGCGGUGUUGUGGGUGGAGACCGCCCAACAAUGGACUCAAAUCUUUGCCGCUCCAGCCCAGUGUGAAGUUACUAACUUCUGUGGCCCCUUCGGAAGCUGCAACGAGCAGAGCCAGCAGCAUUGCAGUUGCGUCAAGGGAUUCAGCCAGAGAUCCCCAAAAGACUGGGCUUUGAGGGACUACAGUGGCGGUUGUGUCCGGGACACACCAUUGCAGUCCUGUAAUGGCACUAGCUCAGAUUACGCUGGUGAGGGAGAUAAGUUUUCCCAUAUGUCAAAUGUGAGGUUGCCUAAUGAUGGCCGGACUAUGCAAGUUGGGAAUGAUGAUGAAUGUUUGCAACGUGCGACCAAGAACUUCUCCGACAAACUGGGCGCCGGGAGCUUUGGUUCUGUUUCUAAAGGUGCAUUACCAGAUUCAACUGCUAUUGCUGUCAAGAAACUUGAAGGACUUCGUCAAGGUGAGAAGCAAUUCAGAGCGGAGGUGAGCACGCUUGGGACCAUUCAACAUGUCAAUCUAGUUCGUUUCCGGGGGUUCUGUGCUGAAGGGAAAGAAAGAUUGCUUGUUUUUUAUUAUAUGCCUAAUGGUUCUCUGGAUUCACAUCUCUUUCAUGGAAAUGAUAGCGUCUUAGACUGGUCCACUCGUUAUCGAAUUGCACUUGGAAUUGCCAGAGGAUUAGAGUAUCUCCAUGAAAAAUGCAGAGAAUGUAUCAUCCAUUGUGACAUCAAACCAGAGAACAUACUUUUGGAUGUUGAGUUUAACCCAAAGAUUGCUGAUUUUGGUCUUGCAAAGUUGCUUGGCAGGGAGUUCAGUCAUGUGUUAACCAGCAUGAGAGGAACCAUUGGGUAUCUGGCCCCGGAAUGGAUUACAGGAUUAGCAAUCACACCAAGGGCUGAUGUUUAUAGCUUCGGUAUGAUGCUAUUGGAAAUAAUAUCAGGAAAGAGAAACACAGAGCAAUUAGAGGAGAGUGGUAACUAUUAUUUCCCUGCUGUGGCAGCAGUGAAGGUGACAGAAGAUACUGUUCAAUGCUUGUUGGAUGAUAGAUUGCAGGGAAACGCCAACAUGGAUGAACUAAUCAUAGCUUGUAGAGUUGCUUGCUGGUGCAUUCAAGGUUUGGAAAGCCAAAGGCCAACAAUGGGGUUGGUUGUUCGGAUGCUUGAAGGACUUAUGGAGGUUAGCAUUCCUCCAAUUCCUAGUAUUUUUCGGGCCCUAGUUAUAAAUUAG